Tetrahymena thermophila SB210 is the source of this 786-nucleotide messenger RNA. RefSeq lists its product as hypothetical. The transcript is spliced from 2 exons. The record is from RefSeq and is a predicted model, not a curated record. Lineage: Eukaryota; Ciliophora; Oligohymenophorea; Hymenostomatida; Tetrahymenidae.
AUGAUUCUUCAAACAUAAAAGUAUGAUCCUAGCAAAAAGAGUUUUGAAAUAAAUAAAAAGAGCGAAAUAUUUGGGUUUUCAGAAGGAACUACUAUUUUUACUCAAGUAAAAUUGUAAAAAAGUUCCACGACUAUUACCCAAGGUUUUGUAUUAUAAAAUGAAAAUAAAAGUGAGUAUUUAUCAGACUAUUCUAUAUUCCUUUUGUAUAUGCCUUAUGCCUUUGUCUAACAAGAAUUAAACCUAGAUUUGAUUGGAUCUGUAUAGAUAUUUUUAAGUGAUGUUGGAAUGAGUUAAUAAGUUUAAUUCCCUCCAUUUACAUCUCUGCUUGCUCAAUUCUCUAGUGUCUUUAAUGUUUUAGUUAUAAUAGGAAUUAUUUGCUAAUUUUGGGCUUAAAAUGAGCUAGUACAAGAUUUUGUUGAGGUCUAGCUUAAAUCUUACUUCAAACAUACAGCUUUUCAUUUCCUUUAAAAGUAAAACGCUUAAAAGGCUAGUAUAAAAGAUUCAUCUUUUGUGAAGCAUCUAGUAUAACUCUACAAUUAGAUAUAGGGUAUACAAUACCAACAAUAUGUUGAAAAAUAUUCCAAGUUAGGCUUUUUAAAUAGAUAAAGAAGAAAUGAAAAUAUUCAAGUGUUUAUUCUCAGAAACAUAAAAAUAGAUGAGUAUAUUAGAGAUACAGAAAGAGCUAAUGUAAAUUAAAAUUAUUUUAAGACUACUAAUUUCUGCAGAAUAAUAUGCAGCGAUUAAACUAUGUGGUUAUUCUGUCAUUAUAGAAAAAAAUAAUGGUGA